Messenger RNA from Drosophila serrata, 3793 nucleotides. Its product is annotated as transportin 1. Gene Ontology annotation, molecular function: small GTPase binding. Lineage: Eukaryota; Metazoa; Arthropoda; Insecta; Diptera; Drosophilidae. Gene Ontology annotation, biological process: protein import into nucleus. The record is from RefSeq and is a predicted model, not a curated record.
UUUAUGGCAAAUUGCCCAGCUCGUACCACGGUCAUACCGAACACAUCUCUACUAAUUGUGCAAAGAAAAAGUGAAAAAAGAAGAAAAUAGUUGAAAAACUAGCAAUAUUUCCACCCAUUUUAGUUUUAAAAACCCAAAGCAGCACGACCAGCAUCAAGAUGACGUGGGAGCCACAGGGAGAAGGUCUGCAGCAGAUCAUAGCGAUUCUCAAGGAAUCGCAGUCACCAGACACAGCCACACAGAUGGCGGUACAAAUGAAACUUGAAGAGUUCAAUCGCUAUCCAGACUUCAACAACUAUCUUAUAUAUGUGUUGACAAAGCUGAAGACCGAGGAUGAGCCGACACGCUCCCUCAGCGGCCUAAUCCUCAAGAACAACAUCCGCAUGCACGGCAGCACUCUGCAGCCGGAGAUUGUCGAGUAUAUAAAGCACGAGUGCCUGCAGGCCGUGGGCGAUGCCUCGCCCCUGAUCCGUGCCACCGUCGGAAUUCUGAUCACUACCAUUGCCAGCAAUGGCGGUCUCCACAAUUGGCCGCAGCUACUGCCCUCGCUCUGCGAAAUGCUCGACAACCAAGACUAUAAUGUGUGCGAGGGCGCCUUUAGUGCGCUGCAGAAGAUCUGUGAGGACUCUGCCGAUAUCCUGGACUCGGCGGCGCUCAACCGGCCACUCAAUGUGAUGAUUCCCAAAUUCCUGCAGUACUUCAAGCACAGCAGUCCCAAGAUACGUUCACAUGCCAUUGCCUGCAUCAAUCAGUUCAUCAUCAACCGGUCACAGGCGCUCAUGCUGAACAUAGACACCUUCAUAGAGAAUCUGUUCCACCUGUCCUCCGACGAGGAUCACGAGGUGCGCAAGAAUGUCUGCCACGGGCUGGUUAUGCUGCUGGAGGUGCGAAUGGACCGCCUGAUGCCGCACAUGUCGCAGAUCAUUGAGUACAUGCUGCUGCGAACUCAGGAUUCCGACGAGGGCGUCGCCCUGGAAGCCUCAGAAUUCUGGCUGUCGCUUGCCGAGCAGAGCAUCUGCAAGGAUGUGCUGGCUCCCUACUUGUCCCAGUUGGCUCCAGUUCUGGUACGCGGCAUGCGCUACUCCGAGAUUGACAUAAUCCUGCUUAAGGGUAACGUGGAGGAAGAUGACAUGGUGCCAGAUCGCGAAGAAGAUAUUCGGCCACGUUUCCACAAGUCCCGCACACACACAAUCAAAAGCGGACAGGAGGCAAGCGGCCAGGCAGGAGCCUCUGGAGAGGAUGACGACGACGACUUCGACGACGGGUUGGAUGACGAUAGCUCGCUAUCAGAAUGGAAUCUGCGCAAGUGUAGCGCAGCCGCCCUGGAUGUGCUGGCCAAUGUGUUCCGCGAGGACUGUCUGCCUGUCGUCUUGCCCAUUCUCAAGGAAACACUGUUCCAUCAAGAGUGGGUGAUCAAGGAGAGCGGUGUCCUGGCCCUGGGAGCCAUCGCCGAGGGCUGUAUGCAGGGCAUGAUCCAACACCUGCCCGAGCUGAUACCCUAUCUGAUUAGCUGCCUUUCGGACAAGAAGGCUCUGGUACGCUCCAUCACUUGCUGGACGCUGUCUCGCUAUGCCAACUGGGUAGUUAACCAGCCGCACGAUCAGUACUUGAAGCCACUGAUGGAGGAACUGCUAAAACGCAUCCUAGACUCCAAUAAGCGGGUCCAGGAGGCGGCAUGCUCGGCCUUUGCCACGCUGGAGGAGGAGGCCUGCACAGAGCUGGUGCCAUACUUGGAGUAUAUCCUUAAGACACUCGUCUUUGCUUUCUCCAAGUACCAGCACAAGAAUUUGUUGAUUCUGUACGAUGCCGUGGGCACUUUGGCCGAUUCCGUGGGCCAUCAUCUUAACAAGCCGCAGUACAUUGACAUCCUGAUGCCGCCGCUAAUUGACAAGUGGAAUCUGCUAAAGGACGACGAUAAGGACCUAUUUCCGCUGUUGGAGUGCCUGUCUAGCAUCGCCACUGCCCUGCAGUCUGGCUUUCUGCCCUACUGCGACCCGGUCUACCGGAGAUGCAUCUCCCUGAUAGAGCAGACUAUUAAUCAGGAAAUGUUGUGCAAACAAAACCAGACAUUUGAGCAUACCGACAAGGAGCGCAUGAUUGUGGCUCUGGAUUUACUGUCUGGCCUGGCCGAGGGCCUGGAUCGUCACAUUGAGACGCUGGUGGCCAACAGCAACAUCAUGCACCUGCUCUACCAGUGCAUGCAGGAUGUUUUGCCAGAGGUGCGCCAAUCCUCGUUUGCCCUGCUGGGUGACUUGACCAAGGCCUGCUUUCCCCAUGUGCAUCCUUUUAUGGCAGAAUUCUUUCCCAUUUUGGGUCAGAAUCUAAAUCCCGAAUUAAUUUCGGUAUGCAACAAUGCCACCUGGGCCAUUGGGGAGAUCUGUAUGAAACUGGGUGAGGAAACCAAGCAGUACAUCCACCUGGUACUCGCCGACCUGUUCGUCAUUAUCAAUAAACCCAACACGCCGAAGACUCUGCUGGAGAAUACAGCAAUAACAAUCGGUCGUCUAGGUUAUGUGUGCCCAGUUGAAGUGGCUCCUUAUUUGCCCGAAUUUGUACGACAGUGGUGCACAUCGCUGCGUCACAUACGAGACAACGAUGAGAAGGAUUCUGCCUUCCGUGGCAUGUGUCAUAUGAUCACAGUAAAUCCAGCUGGUGUGGUGCCCGAUUUUAUAUUUUUCUGCGAUGCCAUUGCGUCGUGGGUAAAUCCCCCGCAGGAUCUGCAUCAGAUGAUACAAAAGAUUCUCCACGGCUUCAAGACCCAAGUGGGUGAAGAGAAUUGGCGUCGAUUUGUGGAUCAAUUCCCGCCAACUCUGGCCGAGCGCCUGGCCACCAUGUACAACAUCUAAGUCAGGCAAGGCGAGUUAAGGAAUAAACACCCACCACCCAAGCAGCAAAACAUCUUAUCUAGACAAUUAUGUACAAGUAUGCGUAGUAAGCGUGUCGUCGUCUUAAUCUUUAGCCUGUUAAGUUAUCCGAUUCGAUGCUGUUCGAAUGCUAAUAUUGAAAUUUAACAUAGAAAAAAAAACUUAAAAAAAAGCAGCAUAACCGUACAUUUAACCAUAAAAGAAACAUAUAUCGAUAUAUAUAUAUAUAUAUAUAUAUAUAUAUAUAUACCUUAUAGAGAAGAGCCUAAGCCCCACACAAAACACUAGAGGAUCUUAGAUCCGCAGAAAAUUUCUUCAUCGUCUGUCCGCUUCCGAUACAUAAAAUGAAAGAAAAUGUUCCGGCUGUACUUCACCGGAUUCAAGUGCUAUAGACAAAACCCAAACCCAAAAAACCUAAAAUAGAGUUUAAUUAUGCAGAGAACACACGGGUGUUUCUCUCAUAGCUAAUAAUAAAAGAAACUAAAACAUCGUCUUAUAGAGAAAUAAUAUAGCGGGUUCGUGUCGCGGUAAUUAAAAACUAAAGAAAAAUCGUUGAAUGAAAGCGUUGGGUCAAGUGUGAAAUGAAAAACACAACAACAAUGAAAUCAAAUGUAAAAACAAACUAAAAUUUCAGCUGAAAGCAAGCAAAGACUGAAAAACAACUCCGUUCAAAACCACAGACAGCACACUCAUUCACAGAAAAACAAAAGAUUUGAAUUUCACCACUGAACCCAACACUUUCGUAAAAACAAACUAAUAAUAAAUAAAUAAAAAUUCGAAAAAAAAAUCGUCGCGUUUCGGGUUUAUAACGGUUUCGCGUUCGCGUAUUCGCCGCUCGUUCGUUCGUUCGUAAUUCGUAAUCGUCGUAUCAUCGUGAUAACUCGUCGGGUAAAUGAAAAUCGGGAAGGAAAAUAAUACAAGGAUAACGA